AUGAACAUCGAAGCAGACACUAUCGCCACUGCUUUCUACAAUCAUUGGAUCACCCAAUUCGGCACGCCUCUGACGAUCACCACCGAUGAAGGUAGCCAAUUCGAGUCAAGACUCUUCACCGCUCUCACUCGCAUGAUAGGAGCAAAUAAGAUCCACACGUCACCGUACCGUCCUCAGUCUAAUGGGAUCUUGGAGCGAUGGCACCGCACCGUUAAGGCUGCACUCAUGCGCAAUGCACCAACACCUUGGUCUGAGCUGCUUCCAACGGUCAUGCUCGGCCUGCGCACCUGCAUCAAGCAAGACCUGAACGCAUCACCAGCUCAACUCCUCUACGGUACAGAACUCAGGAUUCCUGGAGAAUUCCUCGUGUCGGAAGACCUACCAGCAAACCCUAACUUCUUCCUAGAAAAGUUCAUGGAGCACAUCAGGGAAGUUCGUCCGUCACCCACAGCUCACCACACCAAAAGUCGCUGCUUCCUCUUAAAAGACUUAUACACCUCCAGUCAUGUCUUCGUGAUGAUCGAUGUAGUCAAGAAACCUCUUGACCCACCAUUUUCCGGACCUCAUCGAGUCAUCAGGAGAAUCGAUGAUCGCAAUUUUGUCAUCGACCUAAACGGCACUGAAAAUUAA
Diachasma alloeum is the source of this 630-nucleotide messenger RNA. RefSeq lists its product as uncharacterized. Gene Ontology annotation, biological process: DNA integration. The record is from RefSeq and is a predicted model, not a curated record. The transcript has a single exon. The coding region runs from base 1 to 630 and encodes 209 amino acids. Lineage: Eukaryota; Metazoa; Arthropoda; Insecta; Hymenoptera; Braconidae. Gene Ontology annotation, molecular function: nucleic acid binding.